Messenger RNA from Lemur catta (Ring-tailed lemur), 2138 nucleotides. It is a transcript of the gene FAM185A, whose product is annotated as family with sequence similarity 185 member A. The record is from RefSeq and is a predicted model, not a curated record. The transcript has 8 exons. Bases 157 to 1329 code for a protein of 390 amino acids. NCBI's taxonomy places the organism in Eukaryota, Metazoa, Chordata, Mammalia, Primates, Lemuridae.
AUCGCCUUGCUAAGGGAGCGGGCUUGCUCUUGCUUCAGCAGACCCUCGCAAAGUCUCCUUUUUGACUUGAGGCGGCCCAGCGGCCCAGCCGAUUGACUGUGGCAAGUCACCCUUCUGUCGCUAAGGUGUUCUAAGUGAGGGCGAGAGGGGCCUCCCAUGCUCACCUCCGGCUUAAGCUGGGGGCCUGGCUGCCUCCGGCUCCGCCAGCUCCGAGCGUGGGCGGGCGCGGGGCCCUGGACUUGUCAGGCUUGCCAGGCCAGGCCGUGCCACUCAGGUGAGGGCGAGCGAUGGCCCGAUUCGGAGGCCGAGGUUCCUCCGCCUGGCCCGGCGCGCCGGACUCUGAGGGAGUGGACGCUGCCGGUGAGCCCAUUCGGUCGGCUGCGGGCGCGGCUCCCGUGCCACCUGGCCGUGAGGCCCCUGGACCCUCUCACCUACCCGGAUGGCGACCGCGUGCUGGUCGCGGUGUGUGGCGUGGAGGACGGGGCGCGGGGCCUGGACGGCCUGCAGGUGAAGUACGACGAGGCUCUGCAAGAGAUGGCCAUCGUGUCUGACACCAUCGACCCCCAGGCGUCCGUGGAGGUGAACGCGCCCCUGAAGUUUGGUUUGAAUAUCAAGUCAUCAGGGUCUGGCUGUGUAAAAGUUCAAAAUAUUGAAUGUGAUGAUUGCAAAAUUGAAACUGAGCAGGGGAACAGCAUCUUGCAAUCUGUGAAGAGUCAAAAAUUGCAUGUUCAGACAAAAGGAGGCAAAGUGAUCUGUCUGGGAACAAUUUAUGGAAAUAUAGAUAUUCAUGCAUCAGAUAAAAGUACUGUGACUGUAGAUAAACUGCAGGGAAGUUCUGUUAAUAUAUCUACUGAAGAUGGUUUGCUGAAAGCCAAGUAUCUUUAUACCGAAUCGUCAUUUCUGUCUUCUGCUGCUGGGGAUAUUACAUUAGGAAGUGUUCAUGGUAAUAUAACAUUACAGAGCAAGAUGGGUAACAUCACAGUAGGUUCAUCCUCUGGAUGUCUAAAAGCCUCAACUCAUCAGGGUGCCAUAGAUGUUUAUGUCAGCCAACUGGGGAAAGUAGAAUUGAAAUCCCAUAAAGGCUCUGUUAUUGUGAAGGUCCCAUCUUCUCUUCCAGCUUAUUUACAGUUAUCAGGGAAAGAGGUUGAUGUGAACUCAGAAGUCCAUGUUCAGGAAAUGGCUGAAGCUCGUAAAGAUGAUGGUGUAACAUUAACAGGACUCAUGAAUCAAGGAAACAAACAUGAAAAAUGGAUUAAGGCUGAUGCCCCAAAAGGCACUAUAAGUCUUAGAAGGCAAAGCUGGUUUCAGUCCCUGAACCUGCAGGACUAAGUCUGGUUGAGUUGUAUGUAUGAUUUUUAACAAUAAUGAGCAGAUCUUGGACUACAAAAAUGCAACGACCACUGCUGAUAUAAAUGUUGAAAACAACAAAAUUAGAAUGAAUACUGGUUGUUUAGGGGGCAUUUUCAAAAUUUGUACUUAGCUGUGGAAUUUAUUUUCUAUUGCUCUGUAACAAAUUACUACAAAUUUAGCGACAUAAAAUAAUACCCACUUACCACAUAGUUCUGUAGGUCAAGAGCUCAGCAUGACUAGGUUCUUGGCUCAGGGUGUCACAAGACUGGAAUCAAGGUGUUGGCCAGGCUGAGUUCUGGGGGCUCCAAGGAGAAAUCUGCUUCCAAAGUCAUUCAGAUUAUUAGCAAAAUCCAAUUCUUUGUGAGUGGAUAUGACCGAGGACUCUAUUUUCUUGCUGGCUGACAGACAGCAAUCACUCUAAGCUUCUGGAGGCCACGUACACCUUCAAGCCAGCAAUGAUACAUUGAGUUCUUCUCGUGCUUUGAAUAUCUGACUGGUGCUUCUGCAACCAGUUGGAGAAAUCUCUGCCUUUAAAGGGCUGACUUGAUUAGGUCAGGCCCACCCAGGAUAAUCUUAGUUUUGCCAUAUAAUGUGACAUAAUCAUGGGAGUGAUAUCUCAUAUCUCUUCAUAUGCAUAAUUUCUACUCCCACUCAAGGGGAGGAGAUUAUACAAAGCAUUGGUGUGUGUGUUGGGGGUGGUUAUCUUAGAAUUCUUUGUACUAUAGCUCUCAUGUGACAAGUUUCCUAUUUUGCACCUCCAUGGCAUCAAUGUAAAUUUAAGCUGUGAA